This is a messenger RNA of Sinocyclocheilus anshuiensis, 3616 nucleotides long. RefSeq names its product desmoglein-2. NCBI's taxonomy places the organism in Eukaryota, Metazoa, Chordata, Actinopteri, Cypriniformes, Cyprinidae. Gene Ontology annotation, molecular function: calcium ion binding. Gene Ontology annotation, biological process: homophilic cell-cell adhesion. The record is from RefSeq and is a predicted model, not a curated record. The transcript is spliced from 14 exons. Gene Ontology annotation, cellular component: plasma membrane; desmosome. Bases 38 to 3508 code for a protein of 1156 amino acids.
ACAAGGACUGACUGCUUACAUCUGAGCUACAGCUCUCAUGUCUCCCAUUUGGCUUGGACAAAUAUGUUUGGUCCUGCUGCUGUGCAGGAUUGUGGCAUUGAGAGCCAACAGCAGAUCUAAUCGAAGGAAACGAGAGUGGAUUCUUCCACCAACAAGACUUUAUGAGAAUAUUGACUACACAAAAGAGGAGUUUGUGGCAAAAAUCCGAUCUGAUAAAGAUAUUAACUGGCAGAUGGUGGAAUAUGGACUAACAGGUCACGGCGCUGACAAGGCACCCUAUAACUUGUUUGUUAUCAAUCCUGAAAAUGGCUAUGUUAGGGUCACCAGCCUGCUAGACAGAGAGAAAACAUCCUUAUACAAUCUGACUGGCAUAGCAAAAUUUCGCAACGGAUCAAUAGCAGAAGAAAACAUUGAGCUGAAGAUCAAAGUUGAGGAUCAGAAUGAUAACCCACCAAUAUUCAAAUUACAGAGGGGAUCUGUGAGGGAAAGCAGCAAGAUUGGAACACCUGUCAUGCAAAUAAAAGGUACUGAUGCGGAUGAACCGGACACUCUUAAUUCCAAAAUAGCAUACAGUAUAUUAAGGCAAACCCCAGCCGAAUCUGGGCAUACGUUCUCCAUUGAUAAAACAACUGGGAUAGUCUAUGUGAAGGAGAAAACCCUGGAUCGAGAGAGACACGACAAAUAUACUUUAAUAGUUCGAGGAGUUGAUAUGAACGGAGCUUCGUCUGGCAACACAGGAACAGGCACUGUGCAAAUUCAUAUUUUGGAUAUAAAUGACAAUGUUCCCACUCUUGAGAAAGAAGAGUAUUCAGGCAGUGUUGAUGAAGGUGUGAUUGAUGUGGUUGUCAUGAGAAUUAAAGCCCUGGACAAGGAUCUGGAAUGCACUGAUAACUGGCUGGCAGUGUUUGAUAUCCAUAAAGGAAAUGAAGACAAUCUCUUCUCAAUCGAAACGGACCCUAAAACGAAUGAGGGAAUUCUAAAACUUGUCAAGCCUGUUGAUUUUGAAAAGGUAAAAGAAUUGGACCUCAGUUUGGUCAUUUCAAAUGUAGCUCCUUUCAUAAAUGGAAGUGCUUUAGAGCUGGACAUUAAUCUGGACAAGGAUUUAGGGGCUGGCGCGGGCCUAGGAGCUGGAGCUGGAGCUGGAGCUGGAGCUGGAGCAGGUUUGGAAGCGGGGUUAGGAGUAGGCUUAGGUUUGGGAGUAGGACUGGAUGCUGGAUUGGAUGUAGAUGCUGGAUUGGAUCUGGGUGCUGGAGUGAAUGUGGGAGUGGAUGCAGGUGGUGAUGUUGGGCUUAAACCUGAUGGUAAGCCUGGAGUUAAGCCUGGAGCCAAGCCUGGCCCCUCACCUGGUGUCAAGCCUGGAACAAAACCAUCUGGCAAACCUGGAUCUGAGCCUGAUAAAAAAACAGCUGGGAAAGGUUACCCAGUUAAGAUCAGUGUAAACAACCUACCCGACGGUCCUAGCUUCUCACCUUCUGUGAAAGACUUCCCUGUGUCAGAAGAUCCAGAUGAUGAAGAUUUCCCAAUAGUGCUGGGAACGUAUGCUGCUUUGGAUGGUGACACUGGAGAACCAGCUGAAAAUGUGAGGUAUGCUAAAGGUCAUGAUCCUGAUAACUGGCUAACCAUUGAUGAGGAAACUGCUGAGAUUAAACUGACAAAGGCUCCUGAUCGAGAAUCAAAGUUUUUGGUCAAUGGAACCUACUUUGCAAAGAUUAUCUGCAUGACUCAAGAUGUGCCAGCUAAGACAGCGACUGGGACAAUAGCAUUAAAGGUGGAGGACUCGAAUGAUCACUGCCCCACAUUGACCAGCACCUAUCAUCAAACUUGUGAUAAUAAUAAAGUGGUAAAUGUCACGGCUUUCGAUGGGGAUACUGAUCCAAAUGGAGCACCUUAUCAAUUUGUUCUGAUAGAAGAGGAAAGUGUGGGAAAAUGGGAGAUGGUGCCUAUAAACGGAACAACAGUAAGCUUUCAUGCACUGGAGGCUUUGUGGCCAGGCAUGUACAAGCUGGCUGUGAAGGUCUCGGACGCUCAGGGUCUGGCCUGUCCAGACAACCAAAAGUUUGAGAUAGAAGUUUGCAGCUGUGAGAAAAAAGGCUCAUGUGGGCCGAGACUGGCUGCACAGCGUAGCUUACCAUUCAAAAUUGGAACAGCAGCCACUGGCUUGUUUCUCAGUGGCGCAGCUUUGCUCCUGUUGGUACCCUUCCUCCUGAUCUUCUGCCAGUGUGGGACCGUGAGUGAAUUCACAGAUUUGCCCUUUGAAGCUAAAGAAUCUCUCAUUGCAUAUCACACUGAAGGCAUAGGAGAGGACAAGGAGGUUCCUCUUCUCAGCAGUCCUGUUGCUGCAAUAGACCAAAAACAACUGUUCCAGGAUGGAAUAGUUUCCAACUAUGUAUCCAACAAUGUAUCCUCAAUGCCCUUUCAACCAAGUGUCACUAAUGAAAGCAGAACAUUCAACCAGGAAAUAAAUGAAGGGUUUACAGAAACUGACAGCAAAAGGUUUUGGUCCCGGCGAAACACCUUUUCAACAGCCAACCAACGCAACAGUGCUCUCUACUCUACAUCGCUCAUGUUUGAAAAACAAGACAUUUAUGAGGAUAUGGCAGUGGGAGAUGCCUUUCUCAAUGAAUAUUUCUCUCAGAAAGCAAGCUGCCAUGCAGCGAACCCUGCUCUGACAGAUGGUCUUCUGUUGUAUGAGUAUGAGGGUCGAGGCAGCCCGGCUGGCUCUGUUGGUCGUUGCAGCCUCCUUGAGUCUGACAAUGACCUGGAGUUCCUGAACAACCUAGGGUCAAAGUUCCUUACAUUAGCGGAACUAUGCCAUCCUCCAAAGCCUCCUGUACCCCCUCCCAAAACUGAGCAAGUAGUCGAAUCGGUUGAAACCAGCUGCAAAACCGAGAGCUCCGUCAGUACUAGCACCGUCCAGAUUACCAAAACCAUCCCACCUCCACAAGAAGUACAACAAAGCUCUGUUACCAAAGUUGAGACGGUAAAAAAAUCAGCCACGCUUCCAAGUGCCAAAGCAAGCGAGAUGCUUUUUGUGCAACAGCAGCCUCUAUUCUACCUGGUGGAGCAGCAAAUACCAAACACAGUUUUUGUUGAGAGUCCCACUCAGGGUUUGUAUGUAAUAAAUGGGAACCCUGGGACGGAAGGUUUGAUCCUCCAAGGCGGAAACAUUUCACAGGCGACUCUGAGCCGAGGACAACAAGCAAUGUAUGUGAUUAAUGGAGCCCCUGUAGCUGCUAAUCAGCCGAUACAGCUGCAAAUGGAAGGACAGGAACAGGAGACUGUGCUGGGAUUUAGCCCUGUCUCAUCUCCCAUCGGAUCGCCUGGCGGCGUACUGCUAAUGCAGACCCACUUUCAGGAGAACCCAAUGCAGGGGGCGACCAGCAGACCACCAAUUUUGCUUGCUGAUGUUCCAACACUGGGCAAACAAAAGAAAAAGAAGACACCAGCUGAGCCACUGGGUACUAAAAAAGUGGAGCCUAAAGCAAAAUACACUGCGCCAUCUAAAUAAAUAUGAGAAGAUCCAAGAAGAUAAGCCCCAAAGACAGGGUACAAAAUUAAAUCCCAUUUGAGAAGGGGAAAAAUGAUAGAUAGAUAGAUAGAUAGAUAGAUAGAUAGA